Messenger RNA from Fulvia fulva, 642 nucleotides. RefSeq lists its product as uncharacterized. The transcript has a single exon. Lineage: Eukaryota; Fungi; Ascomycota; Dothideomycetes; Mycosphaerellales; Mycosphaerellaceae. Gene Ontology annotation, biological process: ubiquitin-dependent protein catabolic process. Gene Ontology annotation, molecular function: ubiquitin protein ligase binding. Bases 1 to 642 code for a protein of 213 amino acids. The record is from RefSeq and is a predicted model, not a curated record.
AUGUCUACGUCUCAACUACAACUCCCAGACGCGCCCUCGCGCGAAGAGACAAAAGCAGAUCCCCGGAAGACGCUCGACUGGAUCUCAACUUGUUUGGCACAAAUAUAUUCCGUCCCGACCCCAGCGACAGCGGACUCAAAAGCAUCCUACUCAACUCUUUACACAACAGUAUGGAACUACUGCACCACCACUCGAGACGAGCGCAGGAGCGGCGAUGUCAGCGUCGUGAGUAGCAAGGACCUAUAUGCAAAUCUGGAGCGAGCGAUCCAAGCGUACUGCCAGGCAGCCCUUGAAGAUGUCAUCACCAGGGACAAGGACAGUAUCCUCGAAGCGUACACACAGCAGUGGGCAAUUUUCACGCGUUUGAGAAGCCAAGUGUCGCAUUUGCUCCGUCCGUUGGAGGAUCGCUGGAUCGAACGAGAGAGAGUGGAUGGGCGAGGAGACGUCUUGGGGAUUUCGGAGCUUCAUACGGAGCUGUGGAGGAGGGAAGUGUUCAAGGCGUCUACGGAGGCUGUUAUUUCGGAUGCUCUGGUGGUAAUGGAGCGGGAAGAUGAGGGGAGUGAGGUUUUGAGAGAGACGUUGGCUGAAUCGAGGAGUGUUGGUUUGGUGAUGUCUGGUGGCAGGUUGGUGGGCUUGAGUUGA